This is a messenger RNA of Racocetra persica, 179 nucleotides long. The record is from the annotation of a GenBank genome assembly. Lineage: Eukaryota; Fungi; Glomeromycota; Glomeromycetes; Diversisporales; Gigasporaceae.
GUCGCCUGGUUGCAGAUGAGCUGCUUGGUGGUGUGUGCAUUCGAACCAAGCAACUAAAAGGGACCACUGGUAUCAUAGUGUGCCCCUCUAUAGAUAGCUUUACACCUGGUGCAAUAAGUGCGGCAUUAGAAAUAGUGGAACCAUCAGAACUAUCAGAAUUACCUACGUAUCCUAUAAUU